UUAGACACCAAGCAACAAGCAACUCCAAUCACUCAAUCCCCUACGCACAUUUGGCAGGAAAAUCGAAAAAUAGAAAAAAAAAACAAAAAUGGUCUAUACCGAACGUACCGACAAGUGCACCACCAGCACCAAGGAUAGCCAGCACUCCAGCAAGGGACAGUCUCAGUCACAGUCGCAGUCGCAGUCUCACUCGCAAUCACAGGGCAGCAGCAAGCCCAGCCACAGCUCGGGCGCCUGGAGCAGUCAGGCCUCGAGCUCGGACAAAUGGAAGUACAACAAUAUGGUGGAGAACGAUCGCGAGAAGUUCAAUGGAAUGCAUUUCUCCUAGACAGGCAGAGACCUGAGUUGUAAUACACUUUUAAUGGACUUAAGUAUUGCUAUGUGAUACGUG
Messenger RNA from Drosophila obscura, 391 nucleotides. RefSeq lists its product as uncharacterized. The record is from RefSeq and is a predicted model, not a curated record. The coding region runs from base 89 to 328 and encodes 79 amino acids. NCBI's taxonomy places the organism in Eukaryota, Metazoa, Arthropoda, Insecta, Diptera, Drosophilidae. The transcript has 2 exons.